AUGGCUAAUAUUACGAGAAUGAUGAUGAUUGACAAUAACCAAUCUCCCAGCUUAGACUCCACAAAUCCUGAUAUCCCAGAAGGUAUAACGCUGACCGUGAUCCUAGCCCUCUCAUUGGUCGGUAAUGGACUGGUAUGUUACUGUGGGCUCACGUCAACUCGUACCCAGGCUAUGAAUAAUUUUAUCGUGAAUUUAGCAUUUGCCGAAAUGUUACUGGCAACCUUGGUUCUUCCCGUUCAUAUCCACAAACAAUUCACGGGAGGUUUUCGGUUGCUUAACACGAGUUUAUGUCGAAUUCUGCAAUAUUUCCACACAGCUGCCUUAGGCGUUAUCAAUAUCACGCUGACAAUUAUAGCAGUCGAAAGAUAUUUGUCCAUUUUUCAACCGACUUCAAAAAUAACUCUCCGUAAAGCGAAAUACAUGAUUGCCCUGACUUGGUCCAUUCCAUUCCUAAUAACAAGCCCUAUCUUUCUGGAUCUUACAGGCAAUUCCGGGCAAACACGACAGCUAUUGCUUUGGUGUAGUGACCCUAGUACCCACAGUAUCGGUAAAUUGAACAAAAUUUAUUCACUAAUCCAAAUAACAUUGAUAUGUAUUAUCCCAAUGUGCUUACUCUGCGGGACAUAUUUUAUUAUGAUAAUGAGAAUCCUUCAAAUUGAUGCCAGCCGCAGAAAUCUGAAAAUGUCGCAAGCGCCUGGUACCAGGAAAUCUCCUUGUGGUACAUUUCGCGAAGAAGUACCGGUUGCUAAGCGACGGGCGUUGGUGAUGAAUUUUAUAGUCACAUGUUUGUUUCUGUUCUGUUGGAUUCCCGUCGUGACGUCAUAUACUGUACAAAUUGUUCGAGAGCACAAAAGCAAGAAAGAAGAUCUACUUUACAAUUUACUGACCUACAUAGCUUUAGCAAACUUGGCAUGUAAUCCGUUGGUAUAUUGUUUCUUCGAUUCUGUGUUUAGAAAUCAAAUUCUGUGUUGCCUGAAGCAAAAAUUUAGCCCGCAGAAAGGCAGGAACCUGACAACGGGUGGAAAUAAGCCUUUGACCGAGGAUAAAUUGGGUGAAUUCAGUGUCAGCAAAAUUAGUUCAGCAUCGAGCUCAUGUACUGAUAAAGAACCGCUGCUCAUGAAGAAUGCGGCGCAGCCACCAUCACGUACGUCGUUGUUUAGUAAAGAUAAACUGGUCAAACUUGUUUGUAAUACAAGACGGUACAGAAGUUUAGGUCUCUCGAGAAGUUCGGAGAUAUAAUCAUGAAUUUAAUCAUUACAUGUAAAACUGAUGUAAACUAUCGCACAACCCCACAAUGCUGAUGACCUCAAUUUAAAACAUGUCAGUAUCGCAAACCUCUGAAUAUAAGCCCUGACUUAUAAAUGAAAGACAUUUGGUGUUAGUAUCUCAAUAAAACAAGUUGGUUGACAUAAAUAUACUGUAAUGUAAUUGUCACUUGUCU
This is a messenger RNA of Paramuricea clavata, 1441 nucleotides long. The record is from the annotation of a GenBank genome assembly. Lineage: Eukaryota; Metazoa; Cnidaria; Anthozoa; Malacalcyonacea; Plexauridae.